Molecule: messenger RNA, 3602 nt
Organism: Girardinichthys multiradiatus
Lineage: Eukaryota; Metazoa; Chordata; Actinopteri; Cyprinodontiformes; Goodeidae
Gene: uso1
Product: USO1 vesicle transport factor
Exons: 27
Coding region: 30-2918 (962 amino acids)
Biological process (GO): vesicle fusion with Golgi apparatus; intracellular protein transport; transcytosis
Cellular component (GO): cytoplasm; endoplasmic reticulum; Golgi membrane
Molecular function (GO): protein binding
Source: RefSeq, a predicted model, not a curated record
AUCAACCACGUAUCGCCACGUCUGCGCGCAUGCGCAUUGGCCUCAUCUGUGUUCCGGGGCUCGGUCGGUGUAGGAUGAAUUUCUUAAGAGGAGUGAUGGGAGGGCAGACUGCCGGGCCGCAACCGACAGAAGCGGAGACGAUUCAAAAACUAUGUGACCGGGUUGCCUCCUCGACGCUACUAGAAGACCGUAGAGAUGCUGUCCGAGCUCUUAAGUCCCUCUCAAAGAAAUAUCGCAAGGAAGUUGGGAGGCAGUCGAUGGAUCACUUGAUUAACAUUCUGCAAACUGACAGAACUGACUCGGAAAUCCUGGGAUAUGCCUUGGACACACUCUAUAACGUAAUCAGCAACGAUGAGGAGGAAGAACAAGAUGAAUCAGAAGAUGAAAAUGCUCAGAAGCAGGGAGAUGACCUCGGGACCCUGUUUACAGAGAAAUUCCUCCAGGACCCAGAGCAUAUAACCCUGCUCCUCACUCUGCUGGAGGAGUUUGACUUCCACGUACGCUGGCCCGGUGUAAAGCUGCUUACUGCUCUCCUGAAGAACCAGGGCAUCCAGGUGCAGGGGAUUGUCCUCGUCAGCCCCAUGGGUGUUUCCAGAUUAAUGGACCUUUUGGCUGACUCGAGAGAAGUAAUUCGCAAUGAUGGCUUAUUGUUGCUGCAGCAGCUGACCAAAGGCAACGCAGCCAUUCAGAAAAUUGUGGCAUUUGAAAACGCUUUUGAGCGUCUUCUGGAUAUCACCAUAGAAGAGGGCAGCAGCGAUGGAGGUAUCGUGGUUGAGGAUUGUUUGUUAUUGCUAGUGAACUUGCUAAAGAACAACAGCUCCAACCAGAACUUCUUUAAGGAGGGUUCCUACAUCCAGAGGAUGAAGCCUUGGUUUGAAGUGGGGAAUGAUAACUCCGGCUGGUCUGCACAGAAAGUCACAAACCUCCACCUCAUGCUGCAGCUGGUGCGAGUGAUGGUGUCACCAGUGAACUCACCUGGAGCGACAGCUAGCUGUCAGAAGUGCAUGUAUCAGUGUGGCCUGUUGCAGCAGCUGUGUACCAUCCUUAUGGCGACUGGUGUCCCUGCUGACAUCCUCACAGAGAAUAUAAACACAGUUUCAGAGGUUAUCAGGGGCUCACAGGUCAACCAGGACUACUUUGCUUCUGUCAAUGCCCCGUCAAACCCUCCAAGACCAGCCAUUGUGGUGCUGCUUAUGUCCAUGGUGAACGAGAGGCAACCGUUUGUGCUUCGCUGUGCGGUCCUUUACUGCUUCCAGUGUUUUCUUUAUAGGAACCAGAAAGGUCAGGGGGAGAUAGUUGCAACCCUGCUGCCCUCCACCAUCGAUGCCAACUCCAUCUCAGCAGGCCAGCUGCUGUGUGGCGGCCUGUUCUCAGUUGACUCUCAUUCUAACUGGUGUGCUGCCGUGGCCUUGGCUCACGCCCUGCAGGACAACCUCACCCAGAAGGAGCAGCUGCUUAGGGUGCAGCUCGCCACCAGCCUGGGCAAGCCGCCCGUCUCUCUGCUGCAGCAGUGCACCAACAUCCUGUCCCAGGGUGAUAAGAUCGUCCGACGGGGCAGUAAAGUACAGACCAGAGUGGGUCUUCUCAUGUUGCUCUGCACGUGGAUCAGCAACUGUCCGAUCGCUGUCACACACUUCCUACACAAUCAGGAUAAUGUUCCAUUCCUGACGGCUCAGAUCUCAGAGAAUCUGGGAGAAGAUGAGCGGCUCGUUCAGGGUCUUUGUGCUCUCCUACUUGGUAUCUGUAUCUAUUAUAACGACAACUCUCUGGAAAACUACACCAAGGAGAAACUAAAGCAGCUGAUCGAGAAACGCAUCGGGAAGGAAAACUUCGUAGAGAAACUCGGCUUCAUCACCAAACAUGAGCUGUAUUCCCGGGCGGCGCUGAAGCCGCAGCCUGUUUUCCCGUCUCCGGAGCAGAUGCUGUUCGACCACGAGUUCACCAGACUGGUCAAAGAGCUGGAAGGUCUGAUAACCAAAGCUGUUCACAAGUCUAGUGAGGAGGACAAGAAGGAAGAGGAGGUGAAGAAGACGUUGGAACAACAUGAUAACAUUGUUACUCAGUAUAAAGAGUUGAUCAGAGAACAGGAUGCUCAGAUUCAGGAGCUGAAAGAGAAAGUUGUGUCGAUGACUACUCAUACUGAACAGCUACAAGCUACAGUCAGUCAGCAGCAGAGUCAAAUUCAGCAGCACAAAGACCAGUACAACAUCCUAAAACUCAAAUUAGGUAAGGAAAACCAGAGUCAGUCAAACAACCAGGGAGACACCCAGGUGAACGGGCUGCAGACAGAAGAACUUUCUCAGCUCAGAGAGCAGCUGGAGGAGCUCCGGAGGCAACAAACACUUCUGCAGACACAGCUCAGUGAGAAAGAUGCUGUCAUCGACAGCCUGAAAUCAGCAACACAAGCAGCAGAGGGUCCAGCAGGAGGAUCAGACAACACUGAGCUUCUCCAGGAACUAGAGGCGUUAAAGAACCAGGUUCAGUCCCAUUUGGCAGAAAUUGGCCAUCUGAAGGCCGAGAGGCAGGAGCUGCAGAGAAGAGCGGAAGCAGCGUCCUCUGACACAGCACAUCCUAGUGACAACUCAUCAGAUGCAGCCAAGGCAGAACUUGAGAGCAGACUCGCAGCUCAGACGUCUGAGACAGAGAAACUGAAGGAGAGUCGAUCAGAACUGGAGAAGCAGCUGGCUUCAGCCACAAGCACGGUGGCCAUCCUGCAGACGGAGAAGUCAAAGCUGCAGACUGAAGUCCAGGAGUCCAAGAAGGAGCAGGACGACCUGCUGAUGCUGCUCGCAGAUCAGGACCAGAAAAUCCACAGCCUCAAGCAGAAACUCAAAGACCUUGGAGAGACAGUGGAAGAUGAAGAUGACAUCGAUGCCCGGGAUCAGACAUCUGACGAGGAGGAUGAAGAUGAGGACUAGAGAGGAAACAUUAAUAGAAAGGAGAGAAGAAAAGACUUCACGUCUGAGAAACUGAGGAAUAGGACGGGUGUUCACUGAACCAGUUCUCCUCCCUGCUGCCAUGCUGUCUUUGUUUUCCUGUAAUCGGUUACAUCACAUGAGCAUGUUGAGUUUUUGAACCGUUCCAUGUUCAGGUUAUUCUUGCAUUUUCAGAUGGCUGAGAUUUAAGCUUGUCAGUGCAUUCAUCUCCACAGGGUUCCCCAUCGGUCUCGUGUUUAUUUUAUUCUGCUGUUUAUAUAUUUCCUAAUCACAAAACAGAGGCUAGAGUAAAUUAACACCAUUAAUGUGAGAAAUCUGGUGGGGAGGAUUUAAAAAGUAGCAUAGUGGCGUCCUGUCUCACGUCUUCACCUGGAUUUCCUUCACAUUCAGAACCAUCUUACUGUUCUGGUGUUUUAACCACAAGUCGUUCCAUGUUUCCUGGACGGCUCCGCGUAAUUGCUCUACGAUAUGCUGCAAAACUCUGACGGAAAACCUAAAGACCGUGGAAAUGAGACGUAUUUUUUCAACUUUUUAUGCAGUUCUGGCAUCCAGCUUCUGUAUGAUACUGUGUAACUUAUCAAUUUAAGAGCCACCUUGAAAAGUUAAUCUAUCUGUAUGCCGUAUGGAAAAUACUUGUAGAUAAAUUAAAUUUUACUAAAUCUACAA